Molecule: messenger RNA, 1797 nt
Organism: Bombina bombina (fire-bellied toad)
Lineage: Eukaryota; Metazoa; Chordata; Amphibia; Anura; Bombinatoridae
Product: DNA topoisomerase 1-like
Exons: 13
Coding region: 169-1797 (542 amino acids)
Biological process (GO): chromosome segregation; DNA topological change; DNA replication
Cellular component (GO): nucleolus; chromosome
Molecular function (GO): DNA binding; DNA topoisomerase type I (single strand cut, ATP-independent) activity
Source: RefSeq, a predicted model, not a curated record
GAGGAAGAAAAGUACGAAGAUGGUGUUAAGUGGAAGUUUUUGGAACAUAAAGGUCCGGUGUUUGCUCCACCUUAUGAUCCCCUAACAUCAGAUGUCAAGUUUUAUUAUGAUGGUAAACACAUUCCUUUAAGCCAACCAACAGAAGAAGUGGCCAGUUUCUUUGCCAAGAUGUUAGACCACGAAUACACCACAAAGGAUGUUUUCCGCAAUAAUUUCUUCAUGGACUGGAGAAAGGAGAUGACUCUUGAAGAGAAGAUGAUUAUAAAUGACCUAGCCAAAUGCGAUUUCACUGAAAUGUUCACAUACUACAAAGGAAAAAUGGAACAGAAGAAAAAUAAGACUAAAGAAGAGAAACUGAUAACCAAGGAAGAGAAUGAAAAGCUCAUCCAAGAGUUUGGUUAUUGUAUCAUGGAUCACCACAAAGAGAGAAUUGGUAACUUCAAGAUAGAGCCUCCAGGUCUUUUUCGUGGACGAGGAGACCACCCAAAGCAAGGAUUGCUGAAGAAAAGGAUUUUACCUGAAGAUGUAAUCAUUAACUGCAGCAUAACUGGUCUAGAUUUCCUACUGGUUUCCUCCAGUAGCAGAGUGCCUUUGGAUGGAUUGGUGACGCAUAUGUGCCGAGUGCUGGAUGAGCACCACCAGAAGCUGACCUCACUAUUCCGCAAGACUUUUGCUGCUCUGUUACUACACCUGCAUGGGUCAGCUCCUGAGACGGGCUUGGUGAAUAAAGUGGAGCAAGAUCGGGAUAACCUUCCUACAGUUCACAUUUCUACGGAAUGCAUGAGUGUCGCAGCCUCCAUAAGCAGGCCCUCUGAAGCUGCUGGUAAAGUGACAGAAGCAGACAAAGAAUCUGACACUGAAGCUCAUCAACAAUUACAAGAUGACAGCCCGAUAACAAAGGCUGACCUUAAGCUCUUGGUUUCCAAGAAAGAUAUUGCAGAUAACUUCGAGAAGCUUUGGGAGAAGAUCGAUUCUAUACAUUCAUCAGUAACAAGCAGCCUCUCUGAAUUCAAGACUGAACUACUUGAGUUGGGUAAUAGAGUCGAGACACUGGAAGAUCAAAAAGACGCCAUGGUGGAACAAGUAGAUGAGAUAUCCCAAGACUUGGCGACACAACAACAAAUUGACGACACAACAAUGAUCACCUACUCUAACCAUGACUUGCGGGAAACCAUCCAGCUAAACAGCCAGUCUAGAGACUCUCAGACACCUUUGCUGAACAAGCAUCUACAGGCUCUGAUGGAAGGACUGACAGCAAAGGUUUUCAGGACGUACAACGCCUCUAUAACUCUACAGCAACAGCUUGAGGAGCUUACUGAUUCAAAGGAGAGUGUCCCAGGAAAGAUCUUGUCUUAUAACCGAGCCAACAGAGCGGUUGCAGUUCUGUGCAACCAUCAGCGGGCACCACCAAAAACCUUUGACCAAUCCAUGGCUAACCUUCGAACCAAGAUUGAUGCCAGAAAUGAAGUGAUUUCUCUGGCAAAGAAGGAGCUGAAGGAAGCUAUUAAGGAGGCCAAGGCAAAUGACAGUGAGAAGCUGAAAAAGGUAGUAGAAAGCAAGCGGAGAGCUUUGCAGAGAGCAGAGGAGCAGCUCCUGAAAUUGGAGGUGCAGGCAACUGACAGAGAAGAAAACAAGCAGAUUGCCUUGGGCACCUCCAAACUAAACUAUCUGGACCCCAGAAUAUCUGUAGCUUGGUGCAAAAAAUGGCAAGUUGGUCUGGAAAAAAUAUACAACAAGACACAAAGGGACAAAUUUGCGUGGGCGAUUGACAUGACAGAAACAGAUUUCAAGUUUUGA